Molecule: messenger RNA, 1032 nt
Organism: Hirsutella rhossiliensis
Lineage: Eukaryota; Fungi; Ascomycota; Sordariomycetes; Hypocreales; Ophiocordycipitaceae
Product: GNS1/SUR4 family domain-containing protein
Exons: 4
Coding region: 1-1032 (343 amino acids)
Biological process (GO): very long-chain fatty acid biosynthetic process; sphingolipid biosynthetic process; fatty acid elongation, monounsaturated fatty acid
Cellular component (GO): endoplasmic reticulum membrane
Molecular function (GO): fatty acid elongase activity
Source: RefSeq, a predicted model, not a curated record
AUGUCGCCACCGCCGUCCACCUUUUACGAGCAGCUGCCGCUGCCAACGCUCGACCGCCCCUUUGGCGUCCACCUGUGGCCCAUCUUCGACAAGGCCUGGACCGCCGUCGUCGGCUACCCGGUCGAUGACUUCAAGUUCGUCCCGUUUGAGACGCCCAUGUCCACCCUCAAGUCGACUUCUAUCUUCAUCGUCGUCUACUAUGCCAUCAUCUUUGGCGGCCGGGAGAUGAUGCGCAACCGCGAGCCCUUUCAGCUCAAGACGCUCUUCCUCAUCCACAACCUAUACCUCACCACCAUAAGUGCCAUCCUUCUCGCCCUCUUCAUCGAGCAGCUGUUGCCUACCGUCGUCCGCCACGGCGUCUUCCAUGCCAUCUGCAACUACGAGGGCGGCUGGACCCAGCCUUUGGUCGUCCUCUACUACCUCAACUAUCUCACCAAGUACCUCGAACUCCUCGACACCGUCUUCCUGUUCCUCAAGAAGAAGCCGCUGACCUUCCUGCACUGCUAUCACCACGGGGCUACUGCUCUUCUCUGCUAUACGCAGCUGAUUGGCUCUACCGCCGUCUCAUGGGUCCCCAUUACCCUCAACUUGACCGUACACGUCGUCAUGUACUGGUAUUACUUCCAAAGCGCUCGCGGAGUUCGCGUCUGGUGGAAGGAGUGGGUCACUCGCCUGCAAAUCAUCCAAUUUAUCAUUGAUCUCGGCUUCGUCUACUUUGCCUCGUACACGUACUUUACUUCAACUUACUUCACCUGGAUUCCCAACGCCGGCACCUGCGCCGGCGAGGAGUUUGCCGCCUUCUCCGGCAUCGCCAUUCUUAGCUCCUACCUGGUACUCUUCAUCUCAUUCUACCUGGCGACCUACAAGAAGCAUGGCAAGGAGACGACGAGCCGCAAGUCCCUGCGCCGCAUGAGCCAGGCUCCGCUCCCCGAUCCGCUGCACGUCCAAAAGGCCCUUGGCAACGGGACCAAUGGCGCCUCGACUACGGGGGUCAAGGCCAACGGCACGAUGACCCGCUCCCGCAAAGCCUAG